UAUCGUCAGAGUGGUUUCAGUACACCACAAGAUAAUGCGAGCUGCUAUCGGUACCCGCGGAAUCUGACCGCUGUUGGCCUGACAUUUAGAAACGGGUGCGAGUACUCUAUAACAUUCCGGCGUCACCGAGUACUAAUGAGACUUUGUUCUUAGGGCGGUAUAAAAGUAGGUCUCAGGCUGCCGGUACCGUCACUCGUAACUUACACAGGAUUCUGGUAAAAACUUCUGAACAAAAUUUCUCGCAGAUUGUUUAAUACAAUGGCGAUGUCUAUGUUGUUGGUGUGUGUGCUUGUGGGGUUGGUGUCCGGUCAAAUGACCGAUGAAUCGACAAUGAUGAUGGCCACUGACGAUGGAACGGACGGGAUCACGGAAGCGGGGUCCUCCGCUACGGACGAUAUGGGCGGUCAGACGGACGCCACGGAAGUUCCCUUUUCCACGAACAUGGCCACAGCCUCAACCACUGAAGUUUGUUAUGAUGUCCUGGGCCAAGAUUGUUUCCGAUAUAAGGACGAGCAAUGUGUGGGCCCGUACGAGACAUGGGCCAGACAAAACUGUUCCUUGAGGUGUGGAUACUGUGCUAAGAAGUUGCCCUGCGUGGACAAGAUAGACUACUGUGACCAGUUUGGAGAUGAUGUUUGUCAGAAUGAGCUGUACGGACAGUAUAUGAGGGAGAACUGCCGGAAAUAUUGUAACAUCUGUAGAGCUCCAACAGAGUACUUAGUGUCCAGUACAACUACCACAACCACUCCAGUGCCAACAAUUCCUACCACUCCAUACAACCCAGUGUCAGAAUGGUGUCAAGAUAGAUUAAACUGUUGGUAUUACCCAGACGAGAAGUGUGUCGGCGAUUACGAGGACUGGGCCAGAAAAAACUGUGCAUUCCGAUGUGGAUACUGUCCAGGUUUUCUUCCUCCAUGUGUGGAUUUGGACGUGAGCUGCGGGAAAUUCACCCCUGGGGCCUGCACCAACGUCACAUUCCGCGCCUACAUGAGGAUAAACUGCAGAAAAACGUGCAAUGAGUGUGUCUAUCCUGCACAGGAUCUGGAACCGAACAAGCCCCCUGUCCCAUCGCACGUUACGGUCUCCACUACCCCCACCGCAAUCAACACCCCCACCCCAGGGCCAACAGGAACUCUACCCCCAAUAUCACCUAAUAAACCGACUGGAGGGCAGGUUCCUGUAACUACAAAAAUAGUCCUACCCACAGGAGAAGACUGUAAAGAUGCAAUCAACUGUACUGGAUACUCAAAAGAAUCCUGUAGUGGAAUUUUUAAAACCUGGGCCCUCACAAACUGUCCCAGAACCUGUGGAUACUGUACAGCUUCUACGGAGUGCCGGGAUUAUGAGGAAUGUGACAAGCUUCCAACAGCACUGUGCACGGAUCCCUCAUAUCGUAAAAUUGCAGAAACGACAUGUCGUAAAUUCUGUAAGAUAUGCACAGACAUUAUUGUGCCCACCAAGCCUAGUGUCACAGGUACAACUGAGGCGGUAAUGGUACCGACCAAACCCUCGAGGACGGAGUCGUACACGGCAGAUGUCUCCAUGGCAACACAACAGACCGCCUCUGAGCAGCCUUCCUCUGAACCUGUGCCAUCCAGACCAUCUAGCUCAACAACAGGUUCACAAGCUGCCCACACCCCCAAUCCUAACGGCCAGCACGGACACACCCUCCCCACCCUGUUUCCCCCGAUCCCUACUGGUGAUGCUUGCAAGGACAACCCCAAAGAAAACUGCACCCAGUACUCCCAGAAGUCUUGUCAGGGUGCCUUUAAAAGCUGGGCCAUUCGUAACUGUCCAGUCCACUGUGGAUAUUGUGGGGGUAAAACAUGCAACAAGAAUUUCCACCACGUAGCAAUCCCAUCAUGCUGCACUUCGUUGUGUUCCUGUCCGGAUGUCACUUUGACCGGUACCGUCCGGGAUGCCACAACAGGAAACACACCAAUGGUCAACGUGUCGGUCUAUCUCCGUGAUUGUCCUUGUGAACCCCUGACCACCUCUGAUGACAAUGGUGACUACUUGAUAAAGGGCGUUUGUUUGAAGGAAGGGGACGUGGCUAGGUUUGAGUUUCCUGGAUAUGCAUCAUUCCUAAGGGAUAUUGCAAAUCCUCAAAACGAUGUCCAUUUCGUUGCUGUUGGUGACAUGACUCCACUGAUGACGACUGUGGCAUCGGGCAUGACAUCAGAUGGAGGGAGCUAGAUUGCACUUCCGGACUAUAGUUGCAUAUUUCUGUUGGGGUGGUUUAGGCAUGUCAGUUUAAUAGGUUGAACUCAAGAACAUUAUUUGGGAAUUAGGCCUGUAAGAAUGGACAUCUUCAUUUGAAAUUUUUCGAUAAACUCUGUUAGCGGUUCAAUAGAUAGUCUUGUGUCGCAUGCUAUAUACAGCUAUGGUGGUCUCUGAUUGUGUGUAUAUAUAUAUAUAUAUAUAUAAACUUUUCUUUCUAUUUGCUUUUCAUUAUGUUCCUUUGUUCUUAAUUACAUGUAUGUAUAUGUAUAAUUAAUGUGUAAUAUCAUUAAAGUUGCCUGUGUAUUUGUAAAUCAUGUGCACGCGUUUCAGGUUAGUAAUGUAUGAAUUAUCUCCCUUAGUUCUUGUUCUAUUCCUAUGUGGAGAUUUAGCAUCAGAUACCUUUUUUCUGAUGAUAUAUGUCAGUAUAUAUAACAUGUCGCAGUCCCUAUACAAAUACUUAUAUGUAAUUUCAAGAUUUAGAGAAUUUUCACAUACAUGUAUAAAAGCAUUUGCCCUCCAAUUCAAUUUUAAGAAAAUUAUGUAGAAUUUCUCUAAAUUAUUUACUUCCACACAAUAAUCUUUCCAUCAUUGUUUCUAUUCAAACAAAAGAAAUUUUACUGUCAAAACCAUAACAAAAAAUUGUAUUGGAUGUAUGAAUUUUAAUAUGUCAAAUGGUGCAUGAUUUUAGGUACUAUAAAGCAGGAUUUUAGGUACUAUAGAGCAGCUGUUUCAGUCUGUUUGAUAACAAUCAGUAAAUGUGACUACGACAACUAAUGCCCCUUUAAGAGCACCCGUUAAUCUUUUGUCACUAAUCAGUCUCUUUGUUUAUGAAUGAGGUAUGUAACUGACAAACUCCCAGACUGGGUUCAAUUCAGCUGCUCUCAAAUUAUUUAAGGUAAUAUCUUUAGUAUGGAUUGGAUAGGUGGCAUACAGCAUGUUUUAUUUUAUCACAGUGUGACAUCACAGUAUAUCGUUAUGUGUAUGCGACACUAUGUGAUAUUGACCUGUACAAAUUUCUGUAUAAAUGUGUACAUUAUAAAUACCUUAUGAUGACAACCAUCUGAAUCUUUUCAAUGUUUUACUAAAUCUUGUUAGAUCUGCUUGGCUUUGUAUUGCUUCUCGCAGAGAAAGUGAAGCAAUUUUUAUGUAAAUAAAUAUAGAAAGGGAAA
Ostrea edulis (European flat oyster) is the source of this 3392-nucleotide messenger RNA. Its product is annotated as mucin-2-like. The record is from RefSeq and is a predicted model, not a curated record. The coding region runs from base 259 to 2196 and encodes 645 amino acids. Lineage: Eukaryota; Metazoa; Mollusca; Bivalvia; Ostreida; Ostreidae. The transcript has 14 exons.